Molecule: messenger RNA, 673 nt
Organism: Pocillopora damicornis (cauliflower coral)
Lineage: Eukaryota; Metazoa; Cnidaria; Anthozoa; Scleractinia; Pocilloporidae
Source: RefSeq, a predicted model, not a curated record
UGUGUUAAAACUUUCUACAUUUCCUAGCCGUACCAUGCAGAGCUAAAACGUUAUCACACUCUAGGUCAGAGCUUCGAACUCUCUUAUCUUUGCUCUUUACCUCUGAAUCAAGGAUAGAAUGUAAGGAAUUUGGGUGAUAUAAACUCUUCUAGUUAUUCCACGACUGUAACUUUUGGGCUACAUCCCGACAGAGGAAUUUAUGUAAAUGAAUCAAUUGAUCGUUUGUUUUACGAAAAAGGCUUGAAUUUGUGCGUUUAUCAUAUGUACCAUCGGUGGUUAAGGAUUAUAGUCCAAAAGUACAGUUCGUGCGUUCACUGACCUCUUGCUCUGUCGAUGCUGCCUUAUCAGUUGUGAUGCAGUAAAAUCAACAAGAAGGCAAACUACCGCUAUGAAAUUUCUCUCGAUAUUUUGGCUGAUGGUGACAGCUAGUUCUCUUGCUUCUUCUGUUGAUACACAAGAAACUUACCUGCGGGGUUGUCUUAGUGCAAGUGCAUGCGAGGCUCAUUCAUGCAAGGCUCGUGGCGAUGAUACCUGUGAAGUGUCUUGCUGUGCGGAAGAUUAUUGCAACAAAUCUACCACUCAGAUGGUCAGCGGUACUAUGGUAUUCAUACUUUCAGCCCUUGCUGUUCUAAUAGGGCAAAUGUUUUACUGAAGAAAACAUGUGACUUUUAUA